AUGGCUUCUACCACCACCACCACCACCACCUUCUCCUCCACGUCGACCAGAGCAUUGCGCUCGAGACCAUCAUCAUCACGACUACGUGGUCCCGCCUCGUUUGUCUCGACCCCCAAUUUGAAUACUUUAUUUGUUGCCCAGUCCAAAUUGCUGCCUCCAGGCCUGGGCUUAUCGCGCAGGACGUCUCUCGCUGCUCUUACCCCCUCUUCGUUGGCCAGCAUACCCGAUGUCAGCGAGAGUUACGCCCUCGAUACUGUACUGAGCGAUUCCUCGUCAAUCAUGGCGCCCGCGACCCCUGGCCGUCAAUUGGCCGAAGAUCUCGUCGUUGGAGAUGCUGUAGACGUCCCCGGUGGCAUGCACGGUACUGUUCGCUUCGUUGGUGCCGUUCAGGGGAAAAAAGGCACCUUUGCCGGUGUCGAACUUCAUCAAGACUUUGUCGCGAGAGGCAAGAAUAAUGGCGACGUGGAUGGUGUCUCGUAUUUCACCACCUCAACCCCAGGCGCUGGCAUCUUUGUUCCGGUCGUAAAAGCGUCCCGUCGGGGAUCUCCCACCGGCUCGUUCCCCAUGACCCCAACUGCAAGCACUAACGGACGAACCAACGGGACACACUAUACGCCGCCAGGCUUACCCAAGUUCAGCGCCUCUAUCGGACCUGGCGCCAGGGCACCCAGUCCCGGGCCCAAAAGACCACCCAGAACAUCCCUUCCAAGGCCUGAUUCCCCGGUACGGCGGACUCAAAUGACCCCUGUCCCUCGUCCUUCGAUCGGUACGCCGGCCCCCCGGCCACCCGCAAGAUAUGGAAGUCCCACGAACAAUGGCCGGUUCACUCAAAGCGUCCGGGGCACGGCGGGCGACCCAAACAAGAAACCAUCUCGACUUGAUCGCAAGCCAAGUAUUAGUGGCCCGCGCAGUUCUUCGGCCCUAGGAUCCAUCUCAGGCUUUGAAGAAGAGUCAACGCCGUCGCUUCCUGGAAGCCCGCAACGUUUGAGGCCAAAUGGGCUUGGUAAUGCCGGGUCCAUCAUUAACUUGAGGCGCCCGGCGUCCCGAGCUAAUGCCGCCAAGGAGGAAGAGAUGGAACGCCUUCGAUCCCAGCUUGAGGACCGUGACCGGCAGCUGAAAGAUCAAGCUGCAACGUUGGCAGACAUGGAGAGCAGCCUCGUUGAACUCCAAGGCCUGAUCGAAAGCACCGAUAUGCCUGGGAUGAAAAGGAACAGCCUUGACGACAAGGAUUCUACUCAACUGCGAGUCAUGCUGCGGGAGAAGAAUGACAAGAUCGCCAUGCUCACGGCGGAAUUUGACGCUCACCGGGCAGACCUCCGCAGCACCAUUGACACGUUAGAAAUGGCCAGCACAGAAACUGAACGAGUGUAUGAGAAGCGUAUCGAAGAGCUCAUGGGAGAUAUUCGGGAGCUUGAGGCCAGGAAUCUUGACGUUGAUUCCGUCGCAAGCCAACUGAGACAGCUUGAAGAGCUUGUCCAAGAGCUCGAAGAAGGCUUGGAGGAUGCUCGCCGUGGUGAGGCUGAAGCGAGAGGUGAGGCCGAGUUCUUGAGAGGUGAAGUAGAAAGAACCAAGACAGAGUUGCGACGAGCGCGUGAACAAAGCGCCUCUGGUGGCGGCGCUCCUCACGACGAUAAGGGGGCGAUGCUAAAAGAACUGGAGCAGAAAGAAGACGAGAUCAGAGGACUAAAGGCCAUCAUUCACUCCCUCAGCAGAGACUCCAUCGGGGACACCGAGGAUCGAACGCCGACACAACGUCGCGGGUCUUUCAUGAAUGGUGCUGAAGACGGCGAGACGGCUCGUGCAAGUCUGGCGAGCCAGGUUGCGGAGCUCCAGUCGCUACUUGACAAGAAGAAUGGCAGGGAGGAAGAGCUUGUACAGGAGCUAGAGGCUCUUCGCGGGGGCAACCUGGCAACGCAGACAAACUCGGGGCAUCGCUCAUCCCUGAGAGACUCGCGCGACACGGUCAUUCCUGUCCGAUCAUAUGAGCCCGUGUCCUCCGAGGUGAACCACAAGAGGGAGCCUAAUCACAAGCGAGGUACUACUCUGGACUCGAUGCAUGAGAGCGACGCUUACUCAACAGCCACUGAGAAUAGCACUCUCUGGUGCGAGAUUUGCGAGACUAGCGGGCAUGACAUUCUAGCGUGCACAAACAUGUUUGGUCCAGAGGGUGGCAAAGCUGCCAGCGACACGAAGACGGCCAAGGAUGUCGUCCGCGAGGGCAUGAAGCAUCAAAACGCCCUUGGCAUGAAGGACGCGCACCCGGCUCCGCUUUCGCCUGCAAAGCCCAGGGCAGCAUUUCCUGCAGCACCUGCUAUUAAUAUCCUCCCGAACCCGAUGGAAUCAGGGCCGCUGGCGGGCAAGGAAAGCGGGGUUGUCGAUACGGAGAAGUGGUGUGCGGUGUGCGAGCGAGAUGGCCAUGAUAGUGUUGACUGUCCGUUUGAGGAUGCCUUUUAG
Messenger RNA from Metarhizium album ARSEF 1941, 2454 nucleotides. RefSeq names its product Cytoskeleton-associated protein, Gly-rich domain protein. NCBI's taxonomy places the organism in Eukaryota, Fungi, Ascomycota, Sordariomycetes, Hypocreales, Clavicipitaceae. Bases 1 to 2454 code for a protein of 817 amino acids. The record is from RefSeq and is a predicted model, not a curated record. The transcript is spliced from 2 exons.